Molecule: messenger RNA, 4185 nt
Organism: Arctia plantaginis
Lineage: Eukaryota; Metazoa; Arthropoda; Insecta; Lepidoptera; Erebidae
Source: the annotation of a GenBank genome assembly
AUGGCGCAUCAACUGGCACCGUCUGUAAAUUGUUCAUUAGACGACAUUGAUCUCAGCGCUUUAAAGGAUCCUGCAGGGAUAUUUGAAUUAAUAGAAGUCGUCGGCAAUGGCACGUACGGACAAGUUUACAAGGGGCGUCACACUAAAACAGGUCAACUGGCAGCCAUCAAAGUUAUGGAUGUCACACAAGAUGAGGAGGAAGAGAUAAAGUUAGAGAUAAAUGUGCUUAAAAAGUACUCUAACCAUCGAAACAUAGCCACAUACUAUGGUGCAUUUAUCAAAAAGAGUCCUCCUGGAAAAGAUGAUCAGCUAUGGCUGGUUAUGGAAUAUUGUGGUGCAGGAUCUGUGACAGACUUAGUUAAAUCAACUAAAGGACAAUCCUUAAAAGAAGAAUGGAUUUCAUACAUUUGUAGAGAAAUCUUGAGAGGGCUCAGUUAUCUACACUCAAACAAAGUGAUCCAUCGUGACAUCAAAGGACAAAAUGUCUUACUUACAGACAAUGCUGAAGUUAAACUUGUGGAUUUUGGAGUGUCAGCCCAACUGGAUAGAACUAUAGGUAGAAGAAACACAUUCAUUGGUACGCCAUAUUGGAUGGCUCCAGAAGUAAUUGCUUGUGAUGAGAACCCUGAUGCUACAUAUGAUAACAGAUCCGAUCUUUGGUCUCUUGGCAUCACGGCACUCGAGAUGGCUGAAAGUCAACCACCCCUUUGUGAUCUCCACCCAAUGCGAGCACUAUUUCUUAUUCCAAGGAAUCCUCCACCUCGUUUGAAGUCAAAAAAAUGGGCAAAAAAAUUUCAUAGCUUCAUUGAGACUGUGUUAGUAAAAGACUACCACCAGAGGCCUUAUACAGAACAACUUCUAAGGCAUGGAUUUAUUAGAGAUCAACCAACAGAGAGGCAAGUAAGAAUACAACUAAAAGAUCAUAUAGACAGAUGUAAGAAGCGGAAGCAAGACAACUCAGUACGAGAAGACUACAAGUACUCAGGAUCAGAAGGAGAAGAAGAUGAUAAUGCAGUGGCUGGGGAGCCUUCAUCUAUUGUGCAUAAUGCGGCCGCGCAUCAAGGCGGUGAUACUCUUCGUCGUAACUUCCAACAAAUUCAAGAACCAGGAGCCAGACAAGCUGAAGCUCCUCAACCGCAGCCUCCGCCGAAGCGGAACAGUAAACGCGAAGAACGUGAGGAAAUUCCAGAACCAGGCCCUCCUGCGAGGCCUUCUAUUCCACAAAGACUGAUAGUUGUACCAGACCCCCAGGCGCAACAGCCUAAUAGAUAUAGACCUCUACCGCCAACUCCAAAGUCGUCGGGCUCGUCAAACAGUUCAGGCUCUAACAAUGGCACUCCUCCCGCCAGCGGUCCACAGCCUCCUCAACGCGGCUCACAUCACAUUUUCAAACCCAUGCUUCCACCAAGAAGGCCAGAGGACUUAGACAAGUUAGCUGCACAACUUAAUGAACUUGGCGUUGUUUCUGGUAACGAGCCUCCUAAUCGACCACCUCGUGCUCCCACUAAUGGACAAGGUCCACCAGUAGAGCGUAACCCUCCAGAACCAGCAUUUGAUGAUUCCGAUACCGAUUCCGACGCUGAGGAAAGCGGUGGGCGAGUUCGAAACGACGGUACUUUGCUGGCGAGUGAUCCACCAAAGCCACUGCCGGGACUGAGCGCGGUGUCGGAGGACGGCAGCGGCGGCGGAAACGCAGGCGGCGCGCCCACUCGCCCGCUGCCUCCCACGCCCGACGACGACGACACGCACGGCGACCGCACGCUCGUGAAGAGGAAAGAAAAUACCGAAAGCGAUAAGAGGCAAUCUGACGUGGAUGAGGCAGUCUUACUGAAGGACUGGGACUUUGCCCGCUUUUUCCCUCCGAAGAAUACCGAGUCCAAAGAAGAGAAAAAGGAUUCAACAAAAAAUAAUGAUCCGAAACGCGCACAGUUACAACGUCAGUCUCGCUUAGAAAUGGAAGAUGCGUGGUCGAAGUAUAAAGCCGUUGCUACUCCACCCUCAAGACAUAAACAAAUGUUUCAAAAAACGAAUGAAAAAUCAACACAGGAUAAGUUAUCAGAUAUUCUGAAGUACAACAAAAAGCCGGAACCGGAUACAGAAUCAAAUUCGCCGAAUCGUUUCUUCAGAGGUUUCAGAAGAGAAAAUUCCGAUCUUUUCCCACUGCCAAGUACUCGACACUCUGCUAUAUACUUUCCAAAGCAUGAAAGUCCAGUAAUAGGAGUAAAUAAACAGUUACGAUCUAGCGGAAUUUUCAACAAUUCACGUAAGCAAGUUAUUAAGCUAUCAUCCGGAGAACCAAUAUUAACAGACUUUAUUAAAACCAAUGACAGUUUGAAAAUGAGGGCCCAAGCAGAUGCAAGAAAAGGCGAAAAAAAAUGUUUCGACAAUAAACUUGCAGCUAAUAAUCCAAUAGAGGCCUUAAAGAAUGUCGCCGCCUUAAUUAGGCAGGACAGUGAUAGCAAUGGGCCAAGUCGACAAAGCAGUGUAAACAGCGACUCGCCCGCUACAAGCAUUUGCUUCACAAGCAGCACAUCUUUUGAGAAAGCUGGCACUCCUGACUUAACAGCGAAUACUUUUGAAAAUCAACUAAGCUCGGAUGAAAUAGUUGAAUCUAAUAAGGUCAUGAAACCGCGAAGAGAAAAGACUGAAUCUGAUAUAAUUUUUCGGAGAAAUUCCCAAUAUAAUCGGCAUACAGAGCUAUUGACAAGUUGUGGGCAGGAAGCGGUACUCGUUCAGGAAAAGGGUCGAUCGAGCGGUGCUAAUGAAGGCAGUGGGUCUCGGACUAGUUCCGUACUGCCCGACUUGUUGAGCCAGGCUGGCCAACCAACCACUCCGCCGCGACACGAUAAAUCAACGAGUGAAGAGUACAGGCAAGCCAUUGCCGGAGGCACCCCUUUGUCCCAUCAUCACCACCACCCACCGUCAUCCUCGGUCCAAUCCACACCGUCCAAGUCUUUCAUCUCGGGCGUCUCCUCCCCCCACCCAUUACAGCAUUCUCCUUCAAACUCGUCCGUGGGGUCCCAACAACAGUUCCUUCAACAGAAGCAGCGUUCAUUCCUGACGUUCGGAUUUGGUGCUGGUUCCACUGGCAGCGGCGGCACAGCAGGUUCUGGUGGUAAUGCUUCCCGGCGAGAGAGCCACGUCAACGUCAAUGUCACACCCACGGGACACGAUCUAUCUUCCGAUACGCCCGAAAUACGUAAAUACAAGAAAAGAUUCAACUCUGAAAUCCUCUGUGCAGCAUUAUGGGGAGUCAAUUUACUUAUCGGCACCGAAAAUGGUUUAAUGUUGCUAGAUCGUUCAGGCCAAGGUAAAGUUUAUCAAUUGAUCUCGCGACGCCGCUUCCAACAGAUGGAAGUGUUAGAAGGACAAAACAUACUUGUAACUGUUUCGGGGAAAAAGAAUCGUGUGCGUGUUUACUACCUUAGCUGGCUCAAGUCCAAAAUAUUGCGGACUGAUGGACUUAGUGAUCAAGCCGAGAGGAGAAAUGGGUGGAUAAACGUUGGAGAAUUACAAGGAGCGGUACAUUUCCGUAUCGUAAAGUAUGAAAGGAUCAAGUUUCUUGUAAUCGCUCUGAAAGACUCGAUCGAAAUUUAUGCAUGGGCGCCUAAACCAUAUCAUAAAUUUAUGGCCUUCAAAAACUUUGGAGAUCUGCAACACAGACCUCUUUUAGUGGAUUUGACCAUAGAAGACAGCACAAGACUGAAAGUAAUAUAUGGAUCUGCUGAUGGUUUCCAUGCUGUUGAUUUAGACACUGCAACUGUCUAUGAUAUUUAUAUUCCAAAGCAUGUAAGUAGUAAUACACAAGGCGCAAUCGUUCCACACUGCAUUGUCCCUCUACCAAAUUCUAAUGGAGUUCAGUUAUUGUUGUGCUAUGAUAAUGAAGGUGUCUAUGUCAAUACUUACGGGAGAGUUAGCAAGAACAUAGUUCUACAGUGGGGUGAAAUGCCAACAUCGGUAGCCUACAUAGGUACUGGACAGAUUAUGGGAUGGGGUAAUAAAGCCAUCGAAAUUCGUUCAGUAGAGACUGGUCACCUAGAUGGCGUAUUUAUGCACAAGAAAGCACAGCGACUCAAAUUCUUAUGUGAACGCAAUGACAAAGUAUUCUUUUCUUCUGCCAAAGGUGGUUCCUCUUGUCAGAUAUAUUUUAUGACGCUCAAUAAACCCGGCAUGGCCAACUGGUAG